CUUCUGUAUUGGCACACUUUUUACCCGAAGUAUGGCGCUGUCGUCCGCCAACUGUCUGUCACGCAUCAGCAGCAACCGUACCGUGGUGAAGCUGGGAUGGGAAAAGACGGCUCCUACACUGUGGGUAAAGGAAACGAUUCUGCAUCCCCGGUACGAGGAAAGCACGCUGCGAAAUAAUAUCCGAAUAGUGAAGAUUGAUGGUGAAGUGGAUUCGAAAACGGGCAAAGUGCCUGCCUGUCUGUGGCACAAUCAAACCCACACACCGUUCCAUAUGCGGCAGUUUAUGCUGUCAGAGUUACAGUACCUGAACAGCUACCCGAAAUAUAACACAGACUGUGAGGCGUACCAGCACUUUGGCAACCGGAGCCUGGAAGCUACGCAACUCUGUGCCGAUUUGGAGCUGGAGUUACAGGCGAUUGAAACGGGUAAGCCAGCGUUUUGGCAGAAACAGCUUGCAGAUGGUGGCGGGGUGUCCACUAUCUGGUCGGGAUUGUGAGCUAUGUUUUCCCGAUGACGACGGUGCAGACAAGGGUCGAAUCAUACGUCGAUUGUAUCAAGAUGCAUGAGUAGUUGAGAGAGAGAGAGAGAGAGAGAGAGAGAGAUAGAGAGAGAGAGAAAGAGAGAGAGGGAGAGAGAGUGAACUACGUGGAGCUCUUUUGCUCCUUGCCAGUUAUUUCUAUGUAUGCUAUAGUCUUCUUUGAUAUUCUCUUUAUUCUUACUGUGUAGGAUUGCGCCCCACACUAGAUAGUUAAAACUCGCGACUCGAGUUUUCUAAGGGAGCAAAAAUCAGCACAGAUACCAUAUUCACCGGAGAGCG
Molecule: messenger RNA, 817 nt
Organism: Anopheles coluzzii
Lineage: Eukaryota; Metazoa; Arthropoda; Insecta; Diptera; Culicidae
Exons: 2
Coding region: 32-496 (154 amino acids)
Source: RefSeq, a predicted model, not a curated record